AAGAAAAAAUAAGAAACAGGGCAGGGUUCGAUGGUUGAAUCAUCCGUCCUCACCAAUGCCACAACCAAAUCUACACCCUUGAAUCUCUGGUUCUCUUCCACAGCAUGUCUUUGUCCUGUCCUUCUACCCUCACCCCCCAACUGGUCGUGCCAGAUUGUUGCCCCUCUCUGAGGUUCUGCUGGAGGUUUUUUCCUGUUAAACGGGAGUUUUUCCUUCCCACUGUCACCAAAGCACUUGCUUAUAGGGGGUCAUAUGAUUGUUGGGGUUUUCUCUGUUUUCUUAUAUUAUUGUUGUGUAUUUACCUUGCAAUAUACAUUACCUGGCAACUGUUGUUGUGAAUUGUCCAUUAAAUAAAUAAAAUUUAAAUUUUUAUAACAAAACUCAGAACUAGGAAUUGCAAAAUAUCACUACAAUAGAAAACCAUGAAAUGAUACAAAACAAAAACAUAAAUCACUUCUAAAAACCCAGAAGAACUAAUAACUCACAGAAAAACUCAAAAUCCUAGAACUUGGAUCCAGGAUUUUCCCAAUGUGGAAUAAAAAAGUAGAAAUCAAAUAAAGCAGUGGGUAAAUAACUGGAUUGUUUUCACAGACCAUCAUCACUUAAUGGCCAAGAUGAAAUAAUGCAUUUCUUAACACAUUUAAAAAAAAAAAAAAAAAGAAGUUGUUUUAAGAUGAUAUCAUGGAGACAUCUGACAAAUUUACGAAGCAGUAUCUGUAUACCACUAGUCAGGGUAAUAUUAAAGAGUGGCCCAUGAUAAGAAUUGACUGAUGGGUCUUCGCUUUUAUUCUCUGACGUCCAUUUAUCUACAAAAAGAAAGUAUUGAAAACUCUUAGUGUCUUUAGACCUUAAAUACAAUAUGGCAAAGCUGGAAACAAAGAAUUUUGCAGAGUCAUGCACCUUGUUUAUAUUUAACUGAAAAAUCCCACAUCCCACACAAAUGUACUGAGAAACUUUCCUUUGUGCUUCAGCUGUAGGACUUUAGCUUAAAUAUUUAAACUAAAAUUUAAUAUUUAACUACUUUCCUACGAACCUUGCUAAAACCUGUUACUCAGUUAUUCAUUUGAAAUUCGGCUGUCCCCACCUUCUGGGCCAGCCUUAGAGAACCAAUCAGAAGCUACUGCAACCACAAACACAAACUCACAGUUAAAUUAGAGACAGGAGACCCCAAUUUUAAGUGCACCUCCUCUUCCUCUCCCAUCUUUUAACUCGCAAUCUUCUCAUGGCUUUAAAUGGUUUCCUUUAAACUUUUACUUUGACCAACACAAAAGCCUGGCAAGUAUAGCUUAACGAUCGGCAGUUGUGACAUAGUGAUGCAGCACAACUAAAUUUUAACCCCUCCUAUAUCUGAGAUGCAUCUUGAAAAACAUAGACCCCAACAAGUUAAAAGUGAAACCUUUGAAACCUUUUUUUUUCAUCCAGUUACUCUCCUGGAGUUAAUUAAUUUUUCUACUGAAAACUUAUUAACUCAUUCUUCAACACAGAAUUGGCAGAGAAUAUAAAGGCAGUGACAAUUAGAGCACCAAGCGCAGUGCCAUCAUUGUCCGCACCCUGAACCUUUAGAAAUGAUGAAAAGAAAAUCUAUGCAGAGAGACACACAGCCAGAGGUGGAGGAGCGAGGACACUGGGGAAAUAAGGUGGAAUUUCUCCUUGCUGUGGCGGGAAAUGUUGUCGGCCUGGGGAACGUGUGGAGGUUUCCCUACCUCUGUUACAAAAAUGGAGGGGGUGCAUUCCUGGUGCCAUAUCUGGUAUUUGUGGUAACCUGUGGUGUACCCGUGUUCCUGCUGGAGACAACUAUAGGGCAAUUCACCCAGGAGGGUGGCAUUACCUGCUGGAGGAAGCUGUGCCCAUUAGCAGAAGGGAUAGGCUUUGGUGGACAACUAAUCAUUUUCUAUAGCUGUAUGACCUACAUCAUUAUUCUUUCCUGGGCUUUGCUCUACCUCGUGUUCUCCUUCAGCUCUCAGCUCCCCUGGGCCUCCUGCAACAACGACUGGAACACAGAGGGCUGUGUAGACUUUUCAACAAAAAAUAACACCGUCCACUGGACCAACCAGACAAACUCGACCUCUGCAGCCACCGAAUUUUGGGAACGACGAGUGCUGAUGAUCUCUGGGGGCAUUGAGGAAAUAGGCAGCAUCCAGUGGGAGGUGCUGUUGUGCCUCAUUGCUAUGUGGAUCGUCUGCUACUUUUGUAUCUGGAAAGGAGUCAGAUCUACAGGAAAGGUGGUAUAUGUCACAGCUACCUUCCCCUACGUGAUGUUGUUAAUACUUUUGAUUCGUGGCCUCUCUCUUCCUGGAGCAUUCGAAGGAAUCAUGUUUUAUCUUCUGCCUGAACCCUCACGACUGAUAGACCCUCAGGUGUGGAUGGAGGCUGUGAGUCAGAUCUUCUUCUCCUACAGUAUCGGUGUGGGCUCCCUAAUUGUGCUGGGAAGCUACAACAAAUACAACAACAACUGCUAUAAAGACUCUCUGAUGCUGUGUUUGCUGAACAGUGGUACCAGUGUUGUAGCUGGUUUUGCUGUGUUCUCGGUGCUGGGAUUCAUGGCUCAUGAGCAAGGUGUUCCCAUUGCAGAAGUGGCAGAGUCAGGUCCAGGCCUGGCGUUCAUACCAGGAUACCCUCAGGCUGUAGCCAUGAUGCCCCUGCCUCAACUGUGGUCCAUCUGUUUCUUUGUUAUGCUCAUUCUCUUGCGUCUUGAUUCACAAUUUGUUGCCAUGGAAGUAGUGAUGACGUCCUUUGUCGAUAUGUUUCCCAAAGUGUUGCGCAGAGCUGGCCGAAGGGAGAUUUUUCUCCUUCUCUACUGCCUGAUAUGUUUCUUCUCUCAGCUUGUCAUGGUUACUGAGGGAGGAAUGUUUGUGUUCCAGUUGUUGGACUACUAUGCUUGUAAUGGAGCCUGCAUCCUCUUCCUAUGUGUGUUUUGAACUCUGGCACUGGGUUGGAUAUUUGGGGUAGAUCAGCUGUAUGACAUAAUAAAGGACAUGACAAAAACACAAGCCAACUACUUCUUUAAACUCUGCUGGCUCUACCUCACACCACUGGUCUCACUAGUGAGCUAUUCUUUCACUGAGUACCAGCCUCUGACCUUUAAUCGGUGGUACAUCUAUCCAUCCUGGGCAUAUGUGCUGGGGUGGAUACUGGCCCUCUCCUCCAUCCUGCUUGUUCCAGGAUGGGCCCUGUAUAAGCUGGGCACUGAGACUGGGACUCUAAGUCAGCGUUUCCAUCAUCUUUGCCAGCCAAAUCUUGAAAAUUUAGAGAACCAAAAGAGGGAAACUCAGCUAGAGACCAUCAGAGAACUUCUGCAGUAGUUCACACUCAACUGAUACAAAAGGUCAUCUGAUCCCUUUGUAACACCUACGAUUUGGAGUUGAACGUGAUGUCACUUUCUCUGUUUUCCAUUAAAAAAAAAAUCUUUUUUUCCAAUUCUGUACCCAUUUGAGCUGCAUCAUAGUCAUUUUUUUCUUUUUUUUGUUUAUACAAUAUAUCAAUGUAUCUAAAUCCACACACAUUUUCUUUAAUGGAAAGAUAUGGUUGCUGUGUUUGUGUAGUGCACUCCCAAAAAUGAUGUUUUACACCACAUGUUACAAAAAGAAAAAAUGCUUUUGUGUUGAUAUGACUGACCUCAAAAAAAUGUCCUUAAACGUUAAAGGCAGGGGCGAUUCUAGGAUCAGAGCUUUGGGGGUGCUGAGCAGCCAGAGAGCUGCCCAUCCAGGCAUCCAGGCCUUUACUCGUCAUAAUGAGACGUCUUCCCCGUCUCUGUCAGUCCCUGCAUCCUUAAAUGUCUCCAGUUGUCACGAGUUCUCUCUGACUGUCUCCUUGGUGCAUUUA
Molecule: messenger RNA, 3822 nt
Organism: Maylandia zebra (zebra mbuna)
Lineage: Eukaryota; Metazoa; Chordata; Actinopteri; Cichliformes; Cichlidae
Source: RefSeq, a predicted model, not a curated record